UCCCUCUUUCUUUGCAUGGACCACCCUCCACUGUUCUCUCCUAGUGGACAGUGUUCGCCUGUGCCAUAGCUACGCUCAGGCCUUCAUACUCAAUGAGAGCAAAGACAGAGGGAGACUGAGAGUGAGAGGAGGAGAAUGGAGAGCAUGAACCUGCAUAGGGACCACAACUGAGAAGCCUAGGUGGGUCUUACCUGCACAUCCCGGACCACUGACUAAACUCACAUACAGAUCUGUUGCUUGUUGGGUGACAAAGAGAGGAAGAACCAUGGGAUCUGGAACAUGGAGCCUUUUUAUUCUGUUUGGUCUGGCCCUCUGGAGCAACAGCCAAGCCCUCACCAUGAACCCCAUUCUCUCCCGGAUACGAAGGGCUCCAGAGGCCAAUGGAGAAAACAAAAAGUGCUCUUAUACCUUCUUGGUCCCUGAACAGAAGAUCACAGGACCCAUCUGUGCUGCCCGGGGUUAUUCAACUGACAAGGACAGAGUGACGCGCCUGGAUGUAGCUGCAGUGCGCGACCUCCUGUCUAAGCAGCGUCGGGAGAUGGAGACUUUGAAGUUGGUGGUGGAUGUGGACGGCAAUUUGGUGAAUGAGAUGAAGCUAUUGAGGAAAGAGAGCAGGAACAUGAACUCAAGGGUGACUCAACUCUACAUGCAGCUGCUACAUGAGAUCAUCAGGAAGAGGGACAACUCUCUGGAGCUUGCGCAGCUGGAGACACGCAUCCUUAACGCCACCACUGAGUCACUACGUCUGGCCUCCAGGUACAGGGAAUUGGAGGCCAAAUACGCAGCCCUGUCUGCAGUGGUGAACAACCAGUCAGUGCUUAUUGGAGCACUGGAAGAACGUUGUAUGCAGGUGUACAGCCGCAGGCAUGAGCACCCACCCAUGGGACCUCCACUGGUGCAGGUGGUGCCUGAGAACAUUCCUGUCAAUGUGCCUCGUUUCACCAAUGAGAUCCAGAGGGACAACACCCGAGGGUUUGCCCGGGAAAGGGGCUCUCGCUCUGGGCCAUCACCCACAAGUGGUACCCUGGAAGUCCAAAAACCUCCUCAGAGAAACUUCAGUGCUGAAGGCCCAUUCAGAGACUGUCUUGAGGCGCAGGAAGCCAGCCACAGCACCAGCGGCAUGUACCUGAUCAAACCCGAUGAAGCAGAGAGGCCAGUGCAGGUCUGGUGUGAACAGGAUAUAGACAAUGGGGGCUGGACUGUUAUCCAGAGCAGGAGGGAUGGAUCUGUUAACUUCUUCAGGAACUGGGAUAACUACAAGAGCGGCUUUGGAAACAUAGACGGGGAAUACUGGCUCGGUCUGGAAGGCAUCUACAAUUUAGGAAGGCAGGGGGACUACAAGCUGCUGGUGGAGCUGGAGGACUGGAUGGGCAAAAAGGUCUACGCUCAGUACAGCAGCUUCCACCUGGAGCCAGAGAGUGAGAGCUAUCGGCUGCGGCUGGGAACCUACCAGGGCAACGCCGGGGACUCCCUCAGCAGCCACAAUGGCAAACAGUUCACGACUCUGGAUCGAGACAAGGAUGCCUUUUCAGGCAACUGCGCCCAUUUCCAUAAAGGAGGCUGGUGGUACAAUGCUUGCGGCCAAGCCAAUCUUAACGGUGUCUGGUACACCGGAGGCGUCUACCGCAGCAAGUUCCAAGAUGGGAUCUUCUGGGCUGACUAUGGUGGAGGCUUCUACUCCAUGAAAACCGUCCGCAUGAUGAUCAGGCCCAUAGACUGAGGAGAUACUGUAAGCCAGGCUGGUCCACGGGCAGCUAUGGAGGCCAAGGCACACUUGAACCUCAUUCUAAAUCUUGACUAUAUAUGUCAUCAACAACUGGUUGAUCCUAGAUAAAAGAACUGCACCAAUGGAGAUUACCAACUGUCAGUAGUGACUUGAAAUGCCUCCUGUAACAGAAAUAGACUCUGAACAUUGUUCUCCUUAUAUAAUAUAGAUGCACACAUAGAGGGGUUUAGGGGACAUGACUAUUUAUAGUAAGCCAUACAGCUCCUUUAACCACCAAAUACAUAUGAUGGUGAAGGGAAAUUAAAAAUAACUGCCAACAUUUUGCAGUUGAAUAAUGCAAGCUGUCUAUCUGAUUAAGAAACCGCAGUGUUUUCCUCAUUACUAGGUCACCCCGUGGAGAGGAGGCGCCACUUCAUUGGUAUGAAGCUUUAGUGUCACAGGAUCUUAAUGCAUCUCUUCCUACCUCGCCAAAAUGAACGUCAAGGGGAAACACUCAUACAUGGUAUUUAACUUGUCCUAUACUUGCUGGGAGCUGGAAAAUACAUUUUGUUAAUGCCCUAUAUAGAUUUAUUUAGUCUCUGUAUCCACUUCCAGAUCUAAAAAGACCAACACAUUAAGAAGUUGGAGAAAGGAAAGUGGUUUAAAUACAUGUUUUAUGAACGUUUGAUUACACAGACAUGGUGCUGAUUUUAUUUUUUCUCCCUACACUUAAAAUGACCUUCAUGCUGUAUGUUUAACUACUUUGUUCAAGCGCAGAUGACCAGAAACUAUAAUUUAUAUGUACAAUUAACUUAUCAUAACAGUGAAAAGGACCAGGCAUCCCGAGGGAAUAGUGAAUGAUCCCACAGAAAAUAGAACUAAUUUCCUCCACUGUAUAUAUGACAAUCAUUCUCAAAAUGUGCUUGCACGUAUGGAAAUUGCUGUUAUAUGUUUUUCUCAUUUGGCUGUUGAUUAAAUUUCAGUGUGACGCCGAGAAAAACAAGCAUUGUUGAGAGAAAAAAAAGAGGGAAUUACAUUUUGUUUUGAGUGGUUUUCGAGCAUGAAAAAUGUGCCGACCAAGCGUGUUGAGAGUUAUAGGCAUUGGGACAGACAACGAGAAACACAUUGCUGAAAGCCAGACAGGAUGGAGAAAGAAAAAGAAGGGAGGGAGGAGAGAAGGGGAGGGAGGGGAUGAAUUGGGAUGGAAUCGCUCCAAAUUUCCGAUUCACCCCCCCCUUCCUUUUAAAUACAGAGAAAUUUACAUUCUUUCCGCACAAAAGUGCUUGAACUGUAUGUUUUCGUAAAAAUACCUUUCAUUGACAAAGUCACGGGUCCCUGCACUCUGUAAUCAUCAGUAUGGAAGGAAAGUGGUAUCCCUGGGGUAAACCAUCCCAGAGGAGAGGGGAACUGGGGGUUUGAACUGGUGGGUCUGCUUUGAACAACAGUGCUGCAUCCACAACACACAUGAAAGACAAACGGCCUUUGGUCUCUGGGCUGAAAAUAGACUCUCAUAUUGCGCUGUUUUUCUUAUUGACCGCAAUGGCCCUCACACCCAUCUCUUUAACAAACUUUUAGAAAAACAACAAAACGCAGCGAGACCAGUCAAAUCCAGCUGGACAUGGAAACAUGUAAAAAACAUGAACAUGUAAAAAAGGAGCAUCUAAUAAAAAUGGCAUCAUAAUGUUAAAGUUAAACAGCAAUAAAAGCUGAAACCUAUGAGUCACAAUACUUGGCAGAACAAUGUUACACAACUAACAGUCAUUAAAUGGAGAACACUGAGGGUUACUUCAGGGGACACUCUUGUUCACUAGAAUUCCAGAGUGCUCAUUUCAUGUACUGGUUCAUACUGUUAACCAAGUCAUAAUAAGUACAUGACUUGUUGUUUUUGGUCUUUGUUAAGGUUACAUGCACAUUCCAAUCUUAUCUUGUGGGUGUGAGUCAUGUCAAUAAAAUGUUAUCGCUUCCCACAGUUGUUUGGAACAGACACUGUUAAGUCUUCAUGGAAGGAAGUGCAAAAAAAGUUGCCCCACUGAAAUUCUGACGCUUAUUUGCAUUCAAUGGUAAUAAGAGUUCUUUUAAAUGUGCAUGGCUGCGAGUAUUAUAUGUUGGCAUGAAAAAGUUGUGAGGAGACAGAUGAAUAUGACGCAAAGACACAGCUUUUCAAGUGGUAACACAUUUCUGUGGUUGACUGGGGUGAGGGCAAGUAAUCAGUCCGAAUCUGGCUCACAACCUUAACUACUUGACUCUUUUUCACUGUUUUCUUUUUGUUCCACUGUCCAAACAAAGCACAAUGCAUACUUUUAUACCCUA
Molecule: messenger RNA, 4015 nt
Organism: Lates calcarifer (barramundi perch)
Lineage: Eukaryota; Metazoa; Chordata; Actinopteri; Centropomidae
Product: angiopoietin-related protein 1
Exons: 5
Coding region: 266-1720 (484 amino acids)
Biological process (GO): cell surface receptor protein tyrosine kinase signaling pathway
Source: RefSeq, a predicted model, not a curated record